This is a messenger RNA of Striga hermonthica, 1368 nucleotides long. NCBI's taxonomy places the organism in Eukaryota, Viridiplantae, Streptophyta, Magnoliopsida, Lamiales, Orobanchaceae. The record is from the annotation of a GenBank genome assembly.
AUGCUUCUGAGAUCAAGUUCUCUCACCCCAUCACUCUCCGCAGCUAUUCCUGCACGCACAGCAAACAGCUACAUCAGACGCCAACGACCUGUUCGACAAAAUGCCACAGCCGCUUACACCAACACUUCCCCGCCAUUUUCACUACUCCAGCAACUCCCCCCUAAAUCCGCCUACGUCCACCUCCCCUUCUGCCGCCGGCGCUGCCACUAUUGCGACUUUCCUAUCAUCGCCCUCGGCUCCGACCAGAAUACGAGCGGCACAGAUGACCCGAGAAUCUCCAGCUACGUCGGCACUCUGUGCAGGGAAAUCGAGGCCACGGCCGCUUCGGGCCAAUCCCUCGGGACGGUGUUUCUGGGCGGUGGGACCCCCUCGCUUGUCCCGCCCCGCCUCGUCCACUCCGUCCUCUCCGCGCUCUCCGUCAAGUUCGGUGUGCGAGCGGAUGCGGAAAUCUCGAUGGAGAUGGACCCCGGCACGUUUGAUGACAUGGCACUGAGGGAUUUGAUGGGUUUUGGCGUGAACAGGGUUUCGCUCGGGGUGCAGGCGUUUCAGGACAAGCUGCUGAGUGCGUGCGGCCGCUCCCAUGGCCUGCGCGAGGUUCAUGAGGCCAUUGAAAUUGUGAGGUCGUGUGGGGUCCGCAACUGGAGCAUAGACCUCAUAUCAUCGCUCCCCCAUCAGACGCCGGCCAUGUGGGCCCAGAGUUUGAGGCUUGCAAUCGAGGCUGCGCCCACGCACAUUUCCGUGUAUGAUCUGCAGCUGGAGCGCGACACCAAGUUUGGAGCCCUAUACAGUCCUGGUGAGUUUCCUCUACCUUGUGAGAAUGAGUCCGCUGAGUUUUACCGAACGGCCUCCGGAAUGCUUAGGGAUGCAGGCUACGAGCAUUACGAAAUCAGCAGCUACUGCAAGCCCGGAUACCGUUGCAAACACAACAGCACAUACUGGAAAAACGAGCCCUACUACGCUUUCGGGCUAGGUUCGGCAAGCUACAUUCGUGGAGUGAGGUUCUCAAGGCCGAGGAGGCUCAAGGACUACGUGGAUUACGUGAAAACUUUGGAAGAUGGAUUGACUGAUUGUGUGGGCCCCACAGAUGCUAAGGAUUUGGCAAUGGAUGUUGUGAUGCUCUCUCUCAGGACAGCCGACGGCUUGGAUUUGAGACGUUUCAGGGAAGCUUUUGGGGACUCGGUCACGCGUUCCAUUUGCAAGGUCUUCACACCUCAUGUGGAGAGCGGGCACGUCAUCUUCUUGGACGAGCAAGGAAGAUGUGAAUGUAUGCCGGGUGAUGGGUGUGGAUUUCUAAGGCUGAGUGAUCCGGACGGUUUUCUGUUGUCCAACGAGCUCAUAUCUCUUGCUUUUGCCACCAUUUCUCCAUGA